Molecule: messenger RNA, 144 nt
Organism: Meloidogyne enterolobii
Lineage: Eukaryota; Metazoa; Nematoda; Chromadorea; Rhabditida; Meloidogynidae
Source: the annotation of a GenBank genome assembly
AUGUUUACCCCCUAUGGCCCAGCACAAACAAUGAAUGGCCCAUUAUAUAAACAAGGCGAAAUUUGUGGAAAUUGUGCCAAUAAUAAUUGUGAUAAAGGAAGUGGUUUAUGCAUUCCUAAAGUCAAUAAGCUUAUUAUAGAUUAA